This is a messenger RNA of Odobenus rosmarus divergens (Pacific walrus), 2265 nucleotides long. RefSeq names its product UDP-N-acetyl-alpha-D-galactosamine:polypeptide N-acetylgalactosaminyltransferase 16 (gene GALNT16). The record is from RefSeq and is a predicted model, not a curated record. The transcript has 15 exons. Lineage: Eukaryota; Metazoa; Chordata; Mammalia; Carnivora; Odobenidae. Bases 126 to 1799 code for a protein of 557 amino acids. Gene Ontology annotation, cellular component: Golgi apparatus.
UCUGCUCUGCAGGACUGAGCAGCCAGGCGCGAGCGAAAACAAACAUCUGGGGCUGCGAGCGCCCCCACCCCGGCCCCGAGAGCAAGCCGGCCCGGGCCCCCACUCGGGGCGCCCGCCCGCCCACCAUGAGGAAGAUCCGCGCCAAUGCCAUCGCCAUCCUGACCGUUGCCUGGAUCCUGGGCACUUUCUACUACUUAUGGCAGGACAACCGAGCCCACGCAGCAUCCUCCGGUGGCCGGGGCGCGCAGAGGGCCGGCGGGAGGCCAGAGCAGCUCCGGGAGGACCGCACCAUCCCGCUCAUUGUGACAGGAACACCCUCCAGAGGCUUCGAUGAGAAGGCGUACCUGGCAGCCAAGCAGCUGAAGGCUGGAGAGGACCCUUACAGGCAGCAUGCCUUCAACCAGCUGGAGAGCGACAAGCUGAGCCCAGACCGAGCCAUCCGGGACACGCGCCAUUACAGUUGCCCGUCUGUUUCCUACUCUGCGGACCUGCCGGCCACCAGCGUCAUCAUCACCUUCCACAAUGAGGCCCGCUCCACCCUCCUGCGCACUGUGAAGAGUGUCCUGAACCGAACUCCAGCCAACCUGAUCCAGGAGAUCAUCUUAGUGGAUGACUUCAGUUCAGAUCCUGAAGACUGUCUGCUCCUGACCAGGAUCCCCAAGGUCAAGUGCCUGCGCAAUGAUCGGCGGGAAGGGUUAAUCCGGUCCCGCGUUCGUGGGGCAGAUGUGGCCACAGCUGCUGUGCUCACCUUUCUGGACAGCCACUGUGAAGUGAACACCGAGUGGCUACAGCCCAUGCUGCAGCGGGUCAAGGAGGACCACACCCGUGUGGUGAGCCCCAUCAUCGAUGUCAUCAGUCUGGAUAACUUUGCCUACCUUGCUGCAUCGGCUGAUCUUCGUGGAGGAUUUGACUGGAGCCUGCAUUUCAAGUGGGAGCAGAUCCCUCUUGAGCAGAAGAUUGCCCGGACCGACCCCACCAAGCCCAUAAGGACUCCUGUCAUAGCUGGAGGAAUCUUUGUGAUCGACAAGUCCUGGUUUAACCACUUGGGAAAGUAUGAUGCCCAGAUGGACAUCUGGGGCGGAGAGAAUUUUGAGCUCUCCUUCAGGGUGUGGAUGUGCGGUGGGAGCUUGGAGAUCGUGCCCUGCAGCCGGGUGGGCCACGUCUUCAGGAAACGGCAUCCCUACAACUUCCCUGAGGGCAAUGCCCUCACCUACAUCAGGAACACCAAGCGCACUGCAGAGGUGUGGAUGGAUGAAUACAAGCAGUAUUACUACGAGGCCCGGCCCUCGGCCAUCGGGAAGGCCUUUGGCAGCGUAGCCACGCGGAUCGAGCAGAGGAAGAAGAUGAACUGCAAGUCCUUCCGCUGGUACCUGGAUAACGUCUACCCAGAGCUCACAGUCCCCGUGAAGGAAGUGCUCCCUGGCAUCAUUAAGCAAGGGGUUAAUUGCUUAGAAUCCCAGGGCCAGGACUCAGCUGGGAACUUCCUGCUUGGAAUGGGGAUCUGCAGAGGGUCUGCCAAGAACCCCCCAGCACCCCAGGCGUGGCUGUUCAGCGACCAUCUCAUCCAGCAGCAGGGGAAGUGCCUGACUGCAGCCUCCACGUCCAUCACCCCAGGCUCCCUGGUCCUACUGCAGGGGUGCAACCUGAGAGAAGGCAGGCAGAGAUGGAGGAGAAAAGCCUCUUUCAUCCAGCACUCGGUCAGUGGCCUCUGCCUGGAGGCCAAGCCCGCCCAGCUGGUGACCAGCAAGUGCCAGGCCGACGCCCCCGCCCAGCAGUGGCAGCUAUCGCCGCACACAUGACGGUAGCCUGGGGCCUCCCGUACCUUUUGCAUGAGACUUUGGGACUGGAAGCGGGUUAGGGUGGGGGAGUGGAAAGCAGGCCGUCCCCAUCUCCUCACAUUUCCGCCGGAAUCAUCAGCAAACACCCCUGCCACGACACACAGUUCCCCAAAGCUUGUUCAGGGCGGGCACAGGGGGGCAGGCCCUGAUGCCCCGGCUGCCAGCCCGGCCCUGCCCCAGAAGAGGAGACGGGCAGGAUGCUGGACUGCUGCUGGGCGGAGACUGGGCAGCCCACCCCCCGGCCCUUUGUCCCCUUCCCUUCACCCUCCCAGGGUCCCAGACAGCGUUUGGGGGAGCCGUCCCCCAUUGGCUGGGGAGAGCAAGGACAGAAGCUCACACAGGGCCCCUGCUGGGUCACAGGGCCUAGCUGUGGGACCGGCAUGAAGGGACAAUGUGGGCAGCAUGGAUGGGGAGGCUGAGGGCGGGG